UCAGUGCCACCUACUGUCAACAAGCUUUGUCUGAAAGAGUUAGCAGCCUGUAAUAUAAAUAUUGUGGAUGAUUGUCAAAAUCCUAUUGAGAUUCUUAUUGGGGCUGAUGUAGCUGGAAAACUCAUGACAGGUGGUCGUCGUGAGUUGCCUUGUGGUCUCGUAGCUAUUGAGACCAAAUUUGGAUGGUCAGUUAUGGGACGAAUGCCGAAUACUUCGAAAAGUGAGUUUUCAUCAUCGUUCUUAGUUACAUCCUUGUUAUCUACUGUGGAGACCAUAACAGAUCUAUGGACUUUGGACACACUUGGGAUCACUGACCCAUCAGUCAAGAAAAACCAGACUGAACUACAAGAAGCUGCUCGGUUACAUUUUCUAAAUACAGUUCGUAUAGUCGAUGAUCGUUUCGAGGUUGAUUUGCCCUGGUUGGAAUAUCAUCCACCACUAACAGACUAUUUUGACUUAGCCGAGAGAAGACUGAACAAAACUGUUAAACGUCUUAAAAUCGAGUCCAAUUAUGAAGCUUAUGGAGAUGUUUUCAAGGAAUGGCUAGAAGAGGGAGUAAUUGAAGAGGCUGAUAAAAAUUAUCAAGGGCAAGUUCUUUACCUUCCUCAUCGAGAAGUUAUCAAAAAGAAUAGCACUACAAAACUCCGACCGGUAUUUGAUGCUUCGGCCAAAGUAAAGGGAUUUCCUAGUCUUAAUGACUGCUUAGAAAAAGGCCCAAAUCUAAUAGAACAGCUUCCGAGUAUUUUAACACGCUUUCGAAAAGAAAAGAUUGGUGUUAUUGCUGAUAUACGAAGAGCCUUUCUUCAAAUAAGUGUUUCACCUACUGAUAGAGACUUUUUGCGGUUCUUAUGGCUUGAUAGUGAUGGUCAACUGAAAGUGUACAGGCACUGCCGUGUAGUUUUUGGUGUAGCAAGUAGCCCUUUUCUUCUAAACUCUACUAUUCAGCUUCACCUACAAACUGUUUUAGAGAAAAUAGAAACCGGUGAAUCCUUAUAUACGAAAGGUGUCAUUCAAAAACUUAUGCAUAGUUUUUAUGUUGACAAUUGUGUCAGUUGUGUUAAAAAUGAAGAAGAACUCAAUCAUUUUAUUAGUGUAUCAACUGAGGUAAUGGCUGAGAGAAAAUUUGAGCUUAGAGGGUGGGAGUUCAAUGAUAUUAAUGCUGAUGCUUCUGCUGAUACAAAUGUGCUCGGUUUAAUAUGGAAUAAAAAAUCUGACACUCUAAGAAUAAAUACUGGUAGUAUAAAAGAGUUAUGUUUUGAAAAAGUGACUAAGCGCUUAAUCUUAUCUACAGCUCAUAGAUUGUUUGAUCCUCUUGGUAUAUGUUGUCCUGUUAUCCUUAUCCCUAAGUUAUUACUUCAAGAAACUUGGAAGCAGAAGAUAACAUGGGAUGAAGAAGUUGAUACCUGUACGAGAACUACAUUUUUAAAAUGGUUGAAAGAUAUUGACUAUCUGGAAAAGAUCCAUUUUCCAAGAUAUUUUGGUUCAAGGAGUACGAGUGAAAAUACUUCAGUACAUAUUUUCUGUGAUGCCAGUAAGCAUGCUUAUGCCGUGGCUGCUUUCAUUCGUAUAAAAACUUUUGAUUCUACUAAAGUACAACUGAUACAAGCCAGGAGUAGAGUUACACCAACUGGAAAAGAAGAAAAAACUACUAUCGCGAGAUUAGAAUUACUUGCAGCUACUAUAGCGUCUCGCCUUUCGUCCUCGAUUUUGUCCGAGAUACAGAGUGAAGAAGUUUACUUCUGGACUGAUUCUACUGUUUUAUCAUGGAUAACGAGAGAAGAAGCCUGGAGUGUAUUUGUCCAGAAUAGGGUGAAGGAAAUAAGAAGACUAACAAAUAAAGAUUCUUGGAGACAUAUUCCUGGUUGCAUGAAUCCAGCUGAUCUUCCGAGUAGAGGUUGUUCAGCUCUCUCCUUAUUGAAAUCUCAGUGGUGGUUAGGUCCAAGUUGGCUUUACUUGCCUGAAGAAGAUUGGCCUAAAGGUGACUUAAAUUUAGAUGAGACUGAGAUUGUUAGAGAAAAGAAAAAGAGCAUAGUUUCUUCUGUAACUAAAUGUUUAGUUUCUGCAUGCUUGGUUACCAAGAGAGACUGGUAUUACAGAUAUUUUUCUCAAUACAAAAGGAUAGUUAAUCUAAUUGCCUGGAUCCUAAGAUUCACCUCCAAUUAUCGAACUGAAAAAAAAACAGUGAGAAAGCAUGGAAACCUUGAUUCUGAGGAAAUUUUUGAGGCUGAGAUAUUAUUGAUCAAAAUGGUUCAAGAAGAUUGUUUUGUGAAUGAAAAGGAUGAGAAAUUAAGAACUUUAGGAGUAUUCAAGGAUCAAAGUGGAAUCCUCAGACUAAAAACUAAACUUACCUUUCGUGAGGAUACAGAAGACUUUAAAACGCCAGCUAUUCUUCCAUCCAAUCAUGAGGUUGUCAAGAGACUAGUGCGAUACUAUCAUGAGAAAAAUGCACAUGCUGGUACUCAAAUUUUAAUAAAUAUUCUACGAGAGAGAUUUUGGAUUCUGAAUGCUCGUAAAACUGUGAGAUCUAUCAUCAAUCAAUGCACCGUGUGUAGAAGAUUUCUGCAAAAAAACUAG
Molecule: messenger RNA, 2574 nt
Organism: Stegodyphus dumicola
Lineage: Eukaryota; Metazoa; Arthropoda; Arachnida; Araneae; Eresidae
Source: RefSeq, a predicted model, not a curated record